CCGGCCACCGAAAUUAUGCGUUCAAUAUUUAUAUUCCUCCUGGCCUUCCAAUGUGCAAAUGCUGACAAAGACAUCAUUCCAGUCUUCCUCAUGGACUACGGUGGUGUGAUGUCACAUUUGACAGUCGAAGCAAAUCCAUUUUCCAAAAUAAGCACUGCCUACUUCGCCGAUAUAAUCCAUGACGCUAUAAAAAGGAGCGAAGUGGUCAUAAUCUUCGUGGAAGACCAGUUCAGCGUUGAAGACAUUACUAUAAAAGACAAACUAGGGACUCCCUACCACCAUCUUCACCAGGACAUGCUGGAAAACAAAGUGAAAUUCUUCCCUGGAGUCAUAGAACCAUUUAAACUUCUCAAUCAGAUAUUCCAGCCGCAGCAAUUCAAUGUUUUUUAUCUGAACUCGGGCACGAAGUUGCAGAUGUUUGAUGGACACUUUAAAUAUUUUUAUAUUUUCUUCCAAGACGGCAAAAAUGAGACAAGAGCAGAGGUACUAAGACGCCACGACUUGAUUAUGAGGGAGGUGUACUUCGUCGUUCGUCAGUUAGCACCGGGUGCCGUGGUGGCUUUUUAUACUGGAAAAAUGAACCCUGUUGAAGUGGAAAAGAUAGAGUUCGUGCCGAUUUCACCGAUUGCGGUUACUAGGGACCCAGGAGUGAUGGUGGUGACGGACGGCGCGCUUUUUCGGUUUGUCGGAGUGUACGCAGCUACACAAACGCGACGAGCCACCUUCAACCAGAUCCCAAUGGUGGCAGAGGAGACGUGGACCCUCGAGUCACUGUCUACCAAGAUGGCGUACACUGAUUUUGAGUUAGAAUUCAAUUUUAGUUUCAAGGACAAGGGUUGGCUGCUUGAGAACGUGGCUCUCCUAGAGGGGGGUGAGGAAGUCGGCCGAACUGACAUGGGAGUAGGAGCGAGGUGGAACUGGGCUUACUACUGCGGGGAGCCCUUAGUGCUCGUGAACACUCGGGACGGGAGCUCUGUCACCAUCUCGGAGUACCAGAUACAGCCACUAAAGAAGCGAAAUAUCCAGCGGAGCGGAACUGAAGACAUCACGACCACCGAGGAUCCCGACGCGGGCAGUGGCAGCGGCGCUGGGUCUGACGACAACAAAGGAUUCGGGAGUUCAGUCAACUGUGGCCCGUAUUACAGUGCUAGCAUACUCGCCGGAUUGUUUAUAAGCGGGAUAUGCUUUGGAAUACUGAUAUUUGGGGUUACUAUUAUGUACGAUUGCCAAAAUAAUGAUAGGUAUGAUGAUGCGCAAGGGAAACCUUUGGUGAUCACUUUUGAGGGUGGCGGCCAUUGAUAUAACUUUUCACUAUUACAAAUGACUAAUGCCCGUCACCAUUAAUUCCUAAUUUAUAAGUGACCCUUAAGGUAACACUUAACAGGAAUAUUGUUUUCAUAGGGGUCACUUAAAAAUUAGGGAUUAAUGGUGAAAACGGGCAUAAGCUCGCUAGACCUAUGGAUCAUCUUUAGCCCGGAUAAUGUUUUAAUAUUUUCUUUUAAGAGACACUUAAUUUAUUAUAAUAGCAUGCGAAUGUCUAAGACUAGAUUUUAGUU
Ostrinia furnacalis (Asian corn borer) is the source of this 1556-nucleotide messenger RNA. RefSeq lists its product as uncharacterized. The coding region runs from base 16 to 1299 and encodes 427 amino acids. Lineage: Eukaryota; Metazoa; Arthropoda; Insecta; Lepidoptera; Crambidae. Gene Ontology annotation, molecular function: ATPase activator activity. Gene Ontology annotation, cellular component: proton-transporting V-type ATPase complex. The transcript has 5 exons. The record is from RefSeq and is a predicted model, not a curated record.